AUGUCGUUUGAGUUAACUUCAAUUUCAAGAAAGAGAAGCAGUAAAGGACUGAAAGAGAAGAGGAAAAGGGUAAGAUUUAUUACUCGUCUUUAAAUCCUGAUAUUUUGAUUGAGUUUCAUAAUAUAUAGGGCAAUUCACGCCAUUGGGAACCGUAUAAGAACCUUCAGCCACCGAGUAAAUUACUUCUCUCAAAAUAUAGGCGCAUAUUACUGUGAAGAAGAUGAGGAGAGGUAAGCCUUACCUGAAUUUUUACAAUUCCCAUAGCAUUCAUCUUUCUGAUCACGUUGGGAGUUUUUAUUCAAAGCCGCCAAUUUUCGGGUACCCAGUCCUGAACUUCAGUGAUAUAAAUUCAGACCAUUACUUGGCAGAAGAAUCUGAUACUGAAUUGUUUUUUCAAAGUUCAAACUCUAGAAAUAUGAUAAACCCAACAAGAAGGUCUUUUUGACAUGAGAGCAAGAGGAUGAGGUCUAAACAAACCCAGAUGAUGGAUCGAGUCCUGACCUGUUUCACUUAUGGAAAGCCCUUAUUACGUAACUCCAGGUCUCAGGUGAAACAAUUUAUUAAGCGAUCAUAUAACAACGGACGGGAUUUGAUCACUCGAAAGGAUCAGAGCAGACGCAAUAAAGUUAUUUUUCACAAACAGAAAUCCCUCACAGAAUUGGAGCUAUAUCGCUCCUGGGUGCUUCACAAAGGAAAUGGGCUUGACUGGAAAGUCCCAAAGAAGCGUCAGAGGAGGAAAUAUGGCAAAUUUUACAAUUUUGACUUCUCCUCCACUAUCUUUGACAAUAAGAAGGAAUUCACAUUGGAAAUCAAGAGUGAAUGAUCUUCUAUUUGUGAUGAAAUUGACAAGAUCUCGUUCUGAUCUGACCGCGUUCAGAAAAGGUUUAGGACAUACGAGAGUGACGAGGAGCAGAGCUCAGACGAUACCAGUGUAGAAAGGAGAAGGAAAGAAAAAUAUCUUUCUAAACAGAAACAUAAGUUAAAACUUUCAAAAACUAUUAAAGUUAAGUUAAAAGCGUAUUUUACAAAGAAAAAUAAGAAAAAGAAGCAAAAGGAGGCACUUAAAUCUCCAAAAGACAAUAUAAAUUACUCAAUCAACCUGAAAGAGAUGAGUUCACAAUUUAACCGGAACUACAUCAUCAGAGAAAAGUCAGAAAUGAUUGAAAACCUCAUACCAGAAAUGGGGGUCUGAAAUCUCUCUUUAUCUACUCUGGAGAAGACUCCUUUAAUGAACAAAUUAUUUGUGAUAAAAUAAGAAGAAAAUGCUUGAAAAAUCGCAUAAUGAUCGACAGAUAAUGAGGAAAACUUUUGUAGAUCCCGAAGCUUUUAGAAAUUCCAAAGCAGUUAGGAACAUCAUGAAGCUGAAGAGGAACAGGAGCACUGGGCAUUAUUUCACACCUCAGAUCCAGUCAAGGCCUUCUCAAAGACCCAGGAGUAAAGAAUCGCCACAACUCCCAUUAAAAUCUAGAAAAAAUAUUUUUCUAAAGAAACUUCGCAACCAAAAGACUCUCUGCUUGAAAAAGGUCAGAGUAUUAACAGGAAGUGAGACCAGGAACACCCUCUCAAGGCACAGCAAUGUUCUGAACCAGACUUAUUGGUAUUAGGGCUAUCUCAA
Moneuplotes crassus is the source of this 1615-nucleotide messenger RNA. The record is from the annotation of a GenBank genome assembly. Lineage: Eukaryota; Ciliophora; Spirotrichea; Euplotida; Euplotidae.